AUGCAAGUGUUCUUCGUGCUCUCGCCCCCUUCCUCAAUGGUGCUAUUCUUUCCUCGUCCUCUUCACAGGUUAUUAGCCUCCAUUUUACCUACCUCUGCGCUGUUCUUCGUGGGCACCCCGUUCGAUGAGUCUUGGCCUCUGGCCAACGCCAUCUGGAUGACGGACUUCUUGCCACUCCUCGGAGACAGAUCGUUCGGCGCGACUGGCAGAGAUCAAGUGCACACGUCAGCCAUCAUGGCCAAAGCGAUCAAGCAUGAGUCGGCCAAGGUCUUGCCGCUCAGUGCACACCUUUUUGGUGUCCGGUAA
Aphanomyces astaci is the source of this 306-nucleotide messenger RNA. RefSeq lists its product as hypothetical. NCBI's taxonomy places the organism in Eukaryota, Oomycota, Saprolegniomycetes, Saprolegniales, Verrucalvaceae. Bases 1 to 306 code for a protein of 101 amino acids. The record is from RefSeq and is a predicted model, not a curated record. The transcript is spliced from 2 exons.